Cyclopterus lumpus (lumpfish) is the source of this 1761-nucleotide messenger RNA. RefSeq names its product kelch repeat and BTB (POZ) domain containing 3 (gene kbtbd3). NCBI's taxonomy places the organism in Eukaryota, Metazoa, Chordata, Actinopteri, Perciformes, Cyclopteridae. The record is from RefSeq and is a predicted model, not a curated record. The transcript has 8 exons. The coding region runs from base 5 to 1624 and encodes 539 amino acids. Gene Ontology annotation, molecular function: protein binding.
GGCCAUGUUUGAGGUGGACAUGAAAGAGCGUGGUGAUGGUUCAGUGACUCUGGGUAACCAGUGUCCAGUGGCGGUGGGUUCUUUCCUGGACUUUGCCUAUUCUGGAGAGACACUCAUCACUGAUGGCAAUGUAGACAUGCUGUUUCAGCUUGCCUCUUUUCUGCAGGUAUCAGUCUUGUCCCGAGCAUGCAGCAACUUCCUGAUAGGAACCAUGGAUCUCAGUAAUUGUCUGUCCCUCUUCUCCCUCGCUGAGGCCUACGGCUCUGCCUCUCUCCUCCAAAGUGCCAACGAGUUUGUGGUUCGGAACUUCUCUGACCUUUCCAAAACCAAGGACUUUCUGGAUAUGCAGGUGAAUGUGUUGGAGGCUUGCCUAAGUUCAGAUGCUCUGAACGUUCCCAAUGAGGAGGCCGUGGUGAUGUCACUUCUCAGAUGGACACGCCAUAAUCUCCCAGGAAGACAAAAACUGUUUCCGGGCCUAUUAUCUCUAACCAGACUCCACCAUUUACCUGCACCUACUCUGCGUGACUCAGAGGCCCUCCUCUGCGAUGGUAAGUCGUGUCUCGCUCUGCUCUCAGAGGCUCUUAGCAGGCAGGAUCAGGACGGCGGCCUGCUCUCUGACGCCAGGCCAGCCACCACACAGAGCUACAUCUACAUCCACAAGACGGAGGAGAACGGCGAGAUCCGCCACACCUUCUGUUACUGUCUGGAAACAGACCAGUGGAAAGAGUUGGGGACAGGGCACGGAGAGGGGGUCACUGCAAUGCCAGACCCACCAGGAUCCUGCCUUACCAGCUUUGCUGAGAAGCUGUUUGUGACAGGCGGUUGCCAGGGGAACUGUUGCCGGGCAAUACGUCUCCAUGUGGCAGAGCCGUUCCAUGAUGCUACGGACAAGGUUUGGUGCUUCUGUCCUGUGACCCUAACCUGCACGCCUGCGCCUGCCAUGCGAAAGCCCAGAACCAUGCACACAGCUGUAACCUGCCUGGACCGAGUGUACGUCAUUGGAGGACGGACCAAUGGACCAAGAGAGGGAGCUCCUAGUCUGCUGGAGGUGGAGUCUUUUAACCCUCUGAUCCAGACCUGGUGCUCAGUCAGCCCGCUGCCCACUGCCAUCUUCUACCCGGAGGCCAGUGCUUGUGGAAGUGUUAUCUAUACAUUGGGCUCAGAGGUGGAGAUCACAGACUCCUUUAACCCCACACUGGACUGCUUCUUCUGCUACAACACCCAGCAGGACCAGUGGAGCCGCCUGGUGGCAGAGUUUGGCCAGUUCUUCCAUGCUACACUGGUUAAGUCAGUGUCAAUAAAUAACACACUGCACCUCUGUGACCUGUCCACUUACAAGGUCUACAGCUUUUGUCCAGAGACCUGCGCGUGGAAGGGUGAAGGGUCAUUUGAGUGUGCAGGGUUCAAUGCUGGAGCGGUUGGUCUUAGAGACAGAAUCUACAUCCUGGGUGGGGACUAUUCACCUGACGAGAUUACCGAUGAAGUUCAGGUGUACCACAGUGAGAGAAACCAAUGGGAGGAAGUGACCCCCAUGCCCAGAGCACUCACUGAGUUCCACUGCCAGCUAAUCAACUUCAACAGAUACAAAGACCCGUGGGGUGACACAGGAGACACACACUCAUGAAGACCUGUGAGUGGAUAUACAUGUGUGUGCUACAUAUGACACUGACGUGAGCAAGUAUCCACGAGUCUCCCUUGAGUCUUUCAAACCUCUGUGUAUGUCAGACAGCUGACUGAGAGAAUGACCAUCUUUGACUAUCA